AUGUCUAUGACCGGGCUUGCCAGAUUACUACGGAAUAAACAAGGCCCUGUGAUGAUUAGGCUUGAUGAGUUGUGUCAUAUCAUUAUCUAUUAUAUCAACGAAUGCCAAACAGAUUCUCCAUGUCAUUCCAAUGCUACGUGCAAUAACACAGAUGGAUCCUACACCUGCACAUGUGAUUCUGGGUAUACUGGAGAGGGCUUUAAUUGUACAGAUGUAAAUGAAUGUGAAAUAUCUUUCCAAUGCCAUUCCAAUGCAACGUGCAAUAACACAAAAGGAUCAUACAUCUGCAAAUGUAAUCCAGGGUAUAGUGGAGAUGGAUUCACCUGCAUUGAUGUUGACGAAUGCCAAACAAGUUCAUUUUGUGAUUCUAAUGCGACGUGCAAUAACACAUUCGGGUCCUACAUCUGCAGAUGCAAUAUUGGAUAUACCGGAAAUGGGUAUUUCUGCGCUGAUUUGGACGAAUGCCAGUCAGAAUCUCCUUGCCAUUUUAAUGCCAGAUGCCAUAAUACAGAUUCCUCUUACAUUUGCACGUGUAAAUCGGGAUAUAGUGGAGACGGAUUUUCUUGUACUGAUGUGCACGAAUGCCUAACAUCUUCCCCAUGUCAUUCCAAUGCUACGUGCAACAACACAGAUGGUUCUUAUAUUUGCACAUGUGAUUCUGGAUACAAUGGGGAUGGAUUUAACUGCGCUGAUAUUGACGAAUGUGUGGAAGAUGGACCGUGUGGCUUCAACACAAUAUGUACAAAUACUGAUGGAUCAUACCGAUGUGAUUGUCAAACUGGUUAUGGGGGAACUGGAAUAAAUUGCACGGAUAUUGAUGAAUGCAUUUUAAGCCUUUGCGAUGUGAAUGCCAACUGCACAAACACAAUUGGUUCACACCUGUGUGAAUGUCAUACCGGUUAUGAAAAAAAUGGAACAAGAUGUACAGAUGUCAAUGAAUGUAAAGAUUCUCCGUGUGAUUUGAAUGCAAACUGCAGUAACACUGUUGGUUCAUAUCUUUGUGAAUGUAAAAACGGAUAUGAUGGAAAUGGAACUAAUUGCACAGAUGUGAAUGAAUGUUUGGAAGCUCCAUGUGGCUUUUAUUCAAUCUGUACAAACACUGAAGGAUCGUACGUUUGUGGAUGUCAAAUUGGAUAUGAAAGAAAUAGUGCGGAAAGUACGAAUUGUGCAGAUGUUGAUGAGUGUGCAAUAGGCCUGUGUAGUUUAAAUGCUAACUGCACAAACACGAAUGGUUCAUAUUUUUGCGUAUGCAAAAAUGGUUAUGAGGGAAAUGGGAGAAUCUGUUUAGAAGUGAUCGAUACUCCUUAUGGGUAA
Dendronephthya gigantea is the source of this 1314-nucleotide messenger RNA. Its product is annotated as latent-transforming growth factor beta-binding protein 2-like. Lineage: Eukaryota; Metazoa; Cnidaria; Anthozoa; Malacalcyonacea; Nephtheidae. Bases 1 to 1314 code for a protein of 437 amino acids. Gene Ontology annotation, molecular function: calcium ion binding. The transcript has 12 exons. The record is from RefSeq and is a predicted model, not a curated record.